Messenger RNA from Saitoella complicata NRRL Y-17804, 595 nucleotides. RefSeq lists its product as uncharacterized. The transcript has a single exon. The record is from RefSeq and is a predicted model, not a curated record. NCBI's taxonomy places the organism in Eukaryota, Fungi, Ascomycota, Saitoellomycetes, Saitoellales, Saitoellaceae. The annotation marks the transcript as partial.
GACGAGAGUGAGAGUGAGGAGGAGGUUGAUAAGGAGCAGAUGGCGCGUGAUGCUAUCUAUCGUGGGACGCUGCUUGCCAUGCUUGAACGUCGUGAGAGGGCGGAAAACAUGGCUCGUCAGAGGAUUGCACCAGCGGUUUCCUCUCCAGUUGCAGCUCCCAGAACCUUCACGCUUCCUACCCCGCCUGCGCGUGAGCCUGUUCUCCAGCCUCCGCCGGAGUCAUUCAUGAUGGAGCAGUACCUCGAGGCCCGUCGGAAGCUCUUGCAGGUUGAGAAGGAGUUGGAGAGUGCGAAUCAGAAGUUGGUUGAGACGCAUAAUCAGCAGGGUGUCAAGAGGAAGCGUGAGGAUGAUGAGGAGGAGGUCCCGGUUCCCAGAGCCGUAGAGGUUGCGCCUGUUGUGGAUAAUGACGCCAUGGUUAUCGACGAUGAGCCUACCGAAGAACAGGAGGAGAAGCAGGGGCCGGCGAAGAAGAAGGCGAGGUUUGGGUAUGUCGCCAGUGCUUUGGGGGGUGUUGUUCUUGGUGGUGUGGCUAUGUUUGCGGGGUUGGUGGCCAGUGCUGCGGGUAACUGAGCCAGGUGAGCCGUAUGCGGGGGAG